AUGGCGCCUAAUAUUUCGUUUAGGCAAUCUGCUGAGCUUGUAGCAUCACGAAUAUCACUUGGAGGCGGACUUUCCCAACUCCUAUGCCCUGUGUUCCUUGGCCCUCACACCAGGAUUCCCUGCGUACACUUUCUUCGGAAGCAAGCUUUGAGGUUGAUGACAGAUGGCAGUGGAUCAGCUAUUGCAACAUUAAUAGGCGAAUUAGGAGAGAAAUUUCUUGAUAUGACUGUCGCAGAUAUCUGUAAAAUCUCAGUUAAGCAAAGCUAUGCUGAAGCAAUGCUUAGAAAGUUUAAUAUGUUUGAGUGCAAAGCAGUACCAACACCACUCGCUUCAAAUGAGAAGCUGAUGAAAAAUGAUGGUGGAAGAAAAGUGGACAACACUCUUUACAGAAGUAUCAUUGGUAGUUUGAUGUAUCUAUCGGCUAUGAGGCCUGAUAUAAUGUUUGCUACUAGUUUGUUGUCAAGGUUUAUGCAAAGUCCCAGUCAUAUUCACCUUGGAGCAGCCAAACGAGUUCUUCGUUACAUCAAAGGAACCUUGGCUUGUGGCAUCAAAUAUUUCAAGGGUGAAGAAUUAACUUUAAUUGGAUUUUGUGACAGUGAUUGGGCAGGUUCAAAAGAUGACAUGAAAAACACAUCUGGUUUUGUGUUUUCACUUGGAUCAGGAGUAUUUUCUUGGCAAUCAAAGAAGCAAGAAAUAGUAGUACAAUCAUUAGCAAAAGCUGAAUAUAUUUCAGCAGCAAUUGCAACUUCUCAAGCAGUCUGGCUUAGAAGAAUUUUAGAAGAUGCUGGAGAAAAUCAAGACAAUGCAACAAAGUUGUUUUGUGACAACAAGUCAACCAUAGCAAUGGCAAAGAAUCCAAUUUACAGCAGCAGAACAAGGCACAUUUUUGCAAGUCGAGCCAAAGUUUUGCAAGUCCAAAGAUCAAGUUGCGGACACUUUUACCAAGGCGCUACCCAAGAAGAAGUUCAUCAAAUUUUGUGA
Molecule: messenger RNA, 981 nt
Organism: Nicotiana attenuata
Lineage: Eukaryota; Viridiplantae; Streptophyta; Magnoliopsida; Solanales; Solanaceae
Exons: 3
Coding region: 1-981 (326 amino acids)
Source: RefSeq, a predicted model, not a curated record